AUGUUAAGCCCGGUUGACCAACCUCCAUUGCCCGGCCUUCGAGAUUUUUCGGGCAAAGACACAAGCCCACAAGGCGUCAACGAGAUCUUGGAAGUAGUGGAUCAUCUGGCAAGCGGAAAUAUUCCCUCAUGUGUGAUCGGAGUCAAGGCAUUGCGCUACUAUGGUGCCGCCAGGGAAUGGGACCUUUGUAUUCCCGACGACAAACUUGAAGAAGCCUGCCAUGUUCUCCUCUCCACGGCCGGCGGAGACAAGUACGAAGUUGCCCAGGGGCCCCAUCCCGUACCUUGGUCCCGGCGUCAUACCUUCACUUGUUUCCGCCUGAAGGGUUACAAUUUCUGGUUUAUCCUGGUACCAUCAUCAGACUGUUUCGUCGACCCUUCAACCGCCAGCCAUGUGGAGAAGAGUAGGAACGGCGUGCCGUAUGCGUCUCUGGUCCAGUUUUCUCGGUCACUGCUCUUGCAGCAGAUGGUGGCCGACAUCUCUGAUUUCAUUGAUGGGAUGGAUCUCACAGUGGACUGGGGGACUCAGAACAUUGGGUUCGAAGCGCUCCAGAAGGACAGCGCCUGUUUCAUUGAACGUAGGAACGAACAUGCGACGGUUGAUAGUGGCCGAUACGGUUUUCUUUCGUCGCAGUCUUUGGAACAGCUGUGGAACGAGAUGGCAAGUAAAGAGGCCAAGGAGAGGCGCAUAGAGCCGAUGAAACAGGGCCGGUACUUCACGCGAUGGAGGAGAAUCAAGUCUCCGGAGGAUCCCAGGACCAAGGACCGUCCGGUGUAG
This is a messenger RNA of Chaetomium globosum CBS 148.51, 777 nucleotides long. RefSeq lists its product as uncharacterized. Lineage: Eukaryota; Fungi; Ascomycota; Sordariomycetes; Sordariales; Chaetomiaceae. The record is from RefSeq and is a predicted model, not a curated record. The coding region runs from base 1 to 777 and encodes 258 amino acids. The transcript is spliced from 2 exons.